ACUGAGGGGAGGGGGGGAGCUGAGGGCCGGGCCCGGCCGCACCGCGCCGCUCGGCUGCUGCUGCUGCCACGUAGGCCAGCUCUUAAAGGGGCCGCGCGGGCGGCAGCGCCGGCGCAAGCCGGGCGAAUGGGAGAGGGCGGCCCGAGGGGCCCCGCCCUUCCCGCGCCGCGCGGCCUUAAAGGGGCCGCGCCUCGGGGCUCUCGGCGUUGGGUUUUGGGGUGGGAAUUGGGGUUUUUAGGGGUUGUAAAGCACCGAUGGGGCUGGGCUGGGACUGCCCGCGCCUCUAAAUUGUGUGCCCCGCCGGUAGUGGGGCCGUACUGAGUCCCGUCACACCCCCCCCCCCAGUGGUGCCCUUGUUGCUGCUUCCCUGUCACCGAUUUUUUUUUUUUUUUUCCCAUUUUUAGGCUUUUUUUCCUCUGUUUGAACCGAAAUCCCCCACCCAGGAAACGCUGGGGGCGGUGCGGUGCGGCCCUGCUGCCCUCCAUAAGCACUGACGAAGCUUCCUGCCAGCCCCGCAGGCUCGGCGCCCGGCCCCCAAAUCCCCUGAAGGGAACCGGGGCCAACGGCUGCCCCCGGGGGCUGGGGGGGCUCGGCCCGGUCCCUCAGGGGCUGAUGGAGGGAUACGAGGUACUGGAGCAGCUGCAGCCCGGGGCGCUGGGCACAAUGCUGGUGGUUGAAUCAGAAGGAAAAGGGAGUGAGAAAAAGAAAUAUGUAAUAAAGCAGGUUGAAUGCACUGACAAAAUGCAAGCAAACACGGCCUUGAAGGAGGCAAUGGAUUUGCUAAAACUUCGUCAUUCAAACAUCUGUACUUACAAGGAGUUGUUUGUGACUUGGAAUAAUGAGAUAUCAUCUCUGUUCCUUUGUCUGGUAAUGCAGCACUCAGGCCAAGAAGAUCUUUCAUCUCUGAUUAAGACAAAAAGGCAGAAGUCAGAGAAAAUAGCAGACAUGGUGAUGGUGAAGUUCCUGGGACAGAUGGUGGAUGCUUUGUUUUAUAUACACAAACAAAACAUUUUGCAUAGAAAUCUCAAGCCGUCAAACAUUCUUGUGACUGAUGAAGAAUCCUUCAUGCUUUGUGACUUCAGUACAGAAAUACUUAUGACUGAUGAAGCAAAAUGGAAAAUAAGAGUGGAAGAAAAUAGCAAGGCUUGGAUGGCUCCGGAAACAUUCAAUUUUUGUUUCAGUGAGAAAUCAGACAUCUGGUCUCUAGGCUGUAUUCUACUUGACAUGAUCACCUGCUUUAUUCUGAAUACAGAAGAGAUCACUUCAUUGCUGCAGGAUCUCAGACACAAUACCAGCCGUCUUGAGGGAGUUCUGCCACUGAUGCAACAUGGAGAUAACAGCUCUUUGCCUUUAUUCCCAAUUCUAUUUAUGAUGCUACAGAUUCAGCCCAGCAUGAGACCCACAGCAAAGGAUCUGACUGAUGUUCCAUUUGUUGGGGAAUGCCUGAUUGUUGCUGGUUCCUUUUUAAUAAAACAGAAAAAGUCUUUGUCUCCCUGUAUAAUAGAUGUGCUCCUUGAGGGAGGAAUCGAAAAUGUUCUAGAAUUCAUGCAGGCUUUCUGGGAUGUAGAAGAAGCACAGGCUAGAGCCAUGCAGCACCUUUCCAGCUUUGUAGGAGAUGAAAGUGCCUUGCCCUAUCUGCCAAAAUUCACAGAAUUGAUCACUUUUGCAAUGAAGGCCCAUAUAGAUUCCCUCAAGUUACAAGUAGAUGGUUGCAGUUUAUUGCUUGAAAUUCUUACUCAAGCUCUAGAACAGGAUGUGGUGAUGACCCUGGAUGAGAAUGUGACCAUUUCUCUAUUAGAGAUAGUGAGAAAACACUCUGAAAAUGAAGAGCUUCUUUCAUUGAUCUGCACAUUACUGAUGAUGAUAUCAGCCAGUGAAAUUGCAGCAGAGAAUCUAAGGAAAGCUGGAUUAAUCUCAGACCUUCUGUGGAUUUUAAAAAAUUUUCUUCAUAAUGAACAGAUCUGCCUCUCUAGCUGUGCAGUUCUCUGGAGCUUGGCUGUGAGUGAGAAUAAUGCAGACCAAGCGUUGCUGAAAAGUGCUGUCCCCAUUACCACUGCGGUCAUUCAAGAGCACCUCCAGAAUGGAGCAGUUAUGGAGUCAGCUUGCUCAGCGCUGUGGGCAUUGUCACUCCAAGGAUGCUUAACUGAAAAUGACUAUGAGCCUACAACAGUGCUUUUGCUGGAUGCACUUAGGAUGAACCUGAAAAGAGCUGUGCUAGUGAAGAAUGCCUGCCUGGCAUUAGCAAGCCUUCUAAGGCUAUCUGAAUUAUCAGCUUUCAGCUUUAUAACGGAUUCAAAAGGCAGUGGAAUAAACCUGAUCAAAGAGGCCUACCACUUUCACUGUGAUGACCCAGAAGUGGUGGAAAAUAUCUGUAUGCUGAUUAAUGAGAUGGUUCAGUAUGAUGACAUUGUGCUGGAUAUGGUGUCCCAGAAAAUGGAAGAACUGCUGUCUGAAAUGAAAAGCCGUUUUCCAUCUAGCAUGGAGAUAAUGACCCUUGUGGAUACAGCACUUGUGAAACUGCAAAAGUAAAGUAAACAUUUUUUGUAUAUAAGAACAAAUCUUGUAGGCUUCUGGUUUAGAUAUAAAAGCCUGGAUCCUUCUGAAAUACAUUGAGAAGCUUUUCUCACCACAAGGAUUAAUAUUGGGCCAUUAAUAAUACAUAAACAUGUUUAUGUUCCAUUGGUUUAGUUACAACUGUGAGACCAACAGCAGUAAUUAAGAACUUGCCUUACUUUGUAGACUUUAUAAAUAUCUGAAAUAGAUGUUUUAGCCUCAGGAAUUUCAGUAAAGCAGUAACAAAUUUUUCCUACAUUUAUCAUAAUUUAAAAACACUUUGUUUUUUUUAAGCUCAGUGUAUAUUUCCUUUGCAGAAAUGAACUGAUGAAAUAAUUGACAAGUGCAGCCAUUUGUUACAAGUGUUGUUGAAACACAGUAGUAGGCAUUAGGCAUACAUCCUUUCCAGAAAGGGGAUACUUCAGUAGUAUUCUUGUAUGGCAGCACUCAUGUACCAUGUUGGAAGUGGUACAUGAAUGCUGUAUUAUUAUUUUAUGAAAUAGCUGCCAUUGGUUCCAAGUUGCUCUCUCUAAAUUUGCCCAGAAUCUGACAAGAAAACAGCAAAUGCUGCAGAUAAAAAACACAGCAUAGAAUCAUUCAUGUUUUACAGUUUUAGAUUUGUUCUUAAUAGCAUCUUCCCAUUGCUUUUUCUCUAAGGUGUACAGUCUCAUAGCUGCUUGCGCAUCCUGAACCUGAAAGAAAACAGAACAUACAAGGAGGCUUAACAAAACGUGGCUGAAGAACAUUUAUUAUUAAUAAACAGCUACAUAUCCCAUCAUCUUAAUAAAUAAAUCCUUUCAAGUAGCACUUCAUAAUCUCCUUCCAGAUUUAGAAGCUCUAUUGUGACUAGUGGAGGGGAAUUAAUAUGUACAGCCCACCACGAGGCUAUGCGCUUCUUUCUCUCACCAUGACUUGGAAAGCCAUUAUGAAAAAAUGAUGUAGUAUCUUAGAGGUAACUUCUAAAUUUGCUUUGCUUUUCAAUUCCUCUGUCGUACUUCCAUUUUUUCAGUGUAUAAUAGAAUAUCUGCUGAGAAUAGGCUCUUGCUAUUUUACCUAGCUACCAUAGGUGCAGAACGCUGCUUUUAAAGCAAGCAGUUGAUACUUGGGAUUUUACUUUUUUUUUUUUUUUUAAACUAAGGAUCUUAAAAUAGCAAGAAUUAGCAUUUAAACAAAAUACAGUUGACUUAUACAAAAGAAGUUUAUUAAAAUAAGGAAAUAAUCCAAAUGGUAUGAGGCAUGUAACAGUACGCAAGCUUAGGUGGCAGUCUUAUUACAUGAUGGUGUCCAAGCAGAGCUUGCUAACUUUCAUUGAGAGGACAGAAUGAAGCUGCAGGAUUCUUAGCUGAAUCCUGAUUCUAGAGCUUAUGUGUACUAUCUUACUGAUCUACCCCAAAAUGUACAUUCUGAUGAGAUACAUACCGAGCUGUGCUCUGAUGUCUGCACUUUAACAUUUAGCAGUCUUUCACAGAGCAGCUUCAAUGAUGGUCGUGCAGACUGGAAAUAAAGAAGACUGAAUCAUGCUGUCUCA
Messenger RNA from Anas platyrhynchos (mallard), 4081 nucleotides. It is a transcript of the gene STKLD1, whose product is annotated as serine/threonine kinase like domain containing 1. NCBI's taxonomy places the organism in Eukaryota, Metazoa, Chordata, Aves, Anseriformes, Anatidae. The record is from RefSeq and is a predicted model, not a curated record. Gene Ontology annotation, molecular function: ATP binding; protein serine/threonine kinase activity. Gene Ontology annotation, biological process: protein phosphorylation.